Aspergillus homomorphus CBS 101889 is the source of this 1105-nucleotide messenger RNA. RefSeq lists its product as uncharacterized. The transcript has 2 exons. The record is from RefSeq and is a predicted model, not a curated record. NCBI's taxonomy places the organism in Eukaryota, Fungi, Ascomycota, Eurotiomycetes, Eurotiales, Aspergillaceae. Bases 92 to 844 code for a protein of 250 amino acids.
CUUGGAUUUGAUCCAGAAGAGCAUUCUCCCUCCGACCGGACACCACCGCAGAAACCGUAACGUUCAGACCGUGACCGUUGCCCUCUCUCUCAUGGCGCCGAUCCGCCGCUACCUCCGGAUCAGCAAGUACACCGUGCUCGAGUGCCGGAUCUACCUCGAAAAUCCCUCCGACAUCCGAUGGCUCCUCAGCAGUCGUGACCCCGUUCUUCAACGUAUCUUCGCCGCCAUUCGGCCCCUGGUCCUCCCCAAGUUACGCGAAGAGAAUGAGAGACUCUUCGCCCGGAAGAAGGGCAAGCCCGUCAAGGAUGUCAUCGCAGAAGAUGACUUCGAAGUUGCCCUUUUCCUUCGCGAAUCUCGAACACGCCACUCGCUAUUGACGCGACACAAGGAGUUCGAAGACGAUGCAAACAACUCGGGUCGAAGCAAGUGGCCUGCUCAGGAUGCUGCUGAUACUGCCGGUGGCCACAUUCUGGUCGAAAGCGAUGAUGAGGAUAACCUGCGGAUGCAGGAUAUCCCAGAAGCAAAUGCGGAGGGGGAAGACAAUGUAGGAGGGAAACGCCCGCGAUCGACGGAGGAGCGAAGCGCAUCCCCAAACGAUCGACGCACGUCAAAACGGAGAAAGGAUGAGGACUCCAUGCUGCACGCAGCAGAGACCGAGGACAAAAAGAUGCAAUUCAAAACGAACUAUGAGGGAUUCAACAUCUACGGCUGGGUGCUGUGCCUACUCGUCACGCGUAAAGGUGACAGGGUAGGCGCAACCUCUGGUUCCUCAGAGCCUGGUCGCCAGGUUUUGAUGGAAGAAUGGAUUUCCACUCAGGCUCAAGGUGACCUGAUUGAGGAGUGAUACUAGAGAGUUUGAUUGAAUAUGUGCGGGGUAGGCAGGCUCAUCGGCCGAAGCUGAACAGCAAUGGCACUCGGAUCCGAUGGUCGGCAGACCGAAGGUGCAAUCUUGUUCGUGUCGACUUUGCAUCAAUGCAGGGGGGCGGGUAUGAAGUGAAACCCUGCCUUGCAGGAAUCCUUGAAGGUGACCUUACACGAGCAGAAUGGGACGAUCUUGACGUUCAUCUGGCAUGAUGGCAAGCUCUACAAUAUUUAGUUGGGGCCC